Messenger RNA from Sarcophilus harrisii (Tasmanian devil), 1556 nucleotides. RefSeq names its product olfactory receptor 4F4-like. Gene Ontology annotation, molecular function: olfactory receptor activity; G protein-coupled receptor activity. The transcript is spliced from 3 exons. Bases 276 to 1208 code for a protein of 310 amino acids. The record is from RefSeq and is a predicted model, not a curated record. Gene Ontology annotation, biological process: G protein-coupled receptor signaling pathway. Gene Ontology annotation, cellular component: membrane. NCBI's taxonomy places the organism in Eukaryota, Metazoa, Chordata, Mammalia, Dasyuromorphia, Dasyuridae.
GCUGAUAAACUUUCAGAUCCCUGAGGGCACAUCAACAUCUCUUCCACAUCAAAGGAUAUGUAUUCCUGCCUCUUAGAAAUGUUUCCCUAAUGGGAAAAGUAACAAUUUGGGUUUCUCAAAGAAUUCCCUGCUCUUAGCUCAGACAGAUAUAGCUACACUUAUUAAUUCUAAGACUCCCAUUUCCUAUUCUCUGUGCCAGGGAGAGUCAUGGUUACAAAUGAGAUAUUGCUUGUUGGGAUACACUAGAGAAAGCAACCAAAGUCAUCUCAGUGUCAAUGGAUGGUACAAACAACUCUGUGGUAACUGAAUUUGUGAUGCUGGAGCUGGCAACAUCUUGGAAGAUGAAGAUUUUCCUCUUCUUGUUUUUCUUUUCAUUCUAUGUGGGAAUUGUGCUGGGAAACCUCUUCAUUGUGUUCACUGUGAUUUUUGACUCUCAUCUUCACUCCCCUAUGUACUUCUUGCUGGCCAACCUUUCUCUCACUGACUUUGGUCUGUCUUCUACAACAAUCCCACGAAUGGUCCUUGACAUUUUCAGUGAACGUAAGGUCAUUUCCUUCCAGGGGUGCAUGAUUCAGAUGUUUUUUAUCCAUUUCAUAGGAGGAACUGAACUAGUCUUGUUGAUAGCCAUGGCUUAUGACAGAUAUGCAGCCAUCUGUAAGCCUCUCCAUUACCUGAUUAUUAUGAACCGCAAAGCAUGCAUUCGUUUUACAGCUAUUGCCUGGGUGAUAGGGAUGCUCCAUUCUGUAUCUCAGUUUGUGCUUGUUAUAGAUUUGCCUUUCUGUGGUCCUAACAAGCUUGGAAGUUUUUAUUGUGAUUUCCCCCAGGUUGCAAAACUUGCCUGCAGAGAUACUUCCAAGGUGGUCUAUGGGGUUACUAUAAAUAGUGGGAUUGUCACUAUGGGAACCUUCUUCCUUCUAAUAAUCUCCUAUAUUAUAAUUCUGGUCACUGUCAGACAUCACUCUUCAGCUGGUUUGUCCAAAGCUUUUUCCACCCUCUCAGCUCACCUCUCUGUGGUAUUCUUGUUUUUUGCUCCUUGUUUCUUUGUCUAUGUAUGGCAAGUUCCUACAUUAUCUUUGGAUAAAUUUUUGCUCAUUUUUAUCUUUCUUAUAACUCCACUCUUGAAUCCUAUUAUAUAUACAUUUAGGAAUAAGGAUAUGAAGAUGGCAGUAAAAAGAUUAAUCAAGAAUAUUGUUGGUUCUAAGGAGUAGUAUUCAUGACAGAUUUUGUUGAUCAAGAUCAAGAGAUGAUUUAGGAUCUUCUUGAGUAGCCCUUAAAGCAUUGAAUGAUAUGCUAGAUCACCAUAAAUUUAAUUAUAAAUUUAUUUAUAAUAGAUUUGUAGAUACUAUUUAUGGAUGACUGUUGAGUUAUAUCUUCAACUUCUACCUAUUCCUUGAUUCUGCAGAGAUGAGAAUUGUAACCCCAAGCUGUGAAAUCCAUUUUUUAAGUUUCCAUAGAUUGACUAUUUGAAUAUGAUUAUAUUUGGACAACACUGAACUUGGUAAUAAAAAAUUUAAGAAAUAUUUUUCAUGGAAAUUCCAUGCUUACUUAAAGUGCCC